Aaosphaeria arxii CBS 175.79 is the source of this 1263-nucleotide messenger RNA. RefSeq lists its product as uncharacterized. Gene Ontology annotation, cellular component: cytosol. Lineage: Eukaryota; Fungi; Ascomycota; Dothideomycetes; Pleosporales. Gene Ontology annotation, biological process: positive regulation of TORC1 signaling; positive regulation of GTPase activity. Gene Ontology annotation, molecular function: GTPase activator activity. The transcript has 3 exons. Bases 1 to 1263 code for a protein of 420 amino acids. The record is from RefSeq and is a predicted model, not a curated record.
AUGGAUUUCACGAUCUCGCUCGCCCACUUCUGCGAGGUCCACGGUCCUACAUCUAUCAUCUGCACCCAGGCUUCCACUUCGCCAUGCGGUUCUUGCAACCCAUGCGCUACACCCCCAUCCGAUGACGCGCCUCUCUCCUCAUACUCACAAUCAGGCCUCUACGACAACCCUUCCCUAAAGCUCAGCGCACGCUUACCACAGCUCUCCUCUCCCUUCGAGACUCCACCCACCAGCCCGCGAUCCCCGACACAUAAUCCAUACUUCCCGAGCUUCUCUUCCGACAGCAGCUUCGGCGGCCGGAGACCAAGCAGUACUAUUGAUUCCGAUCCGGAGGUCUGCGAGCACUGCACCAUUGUCGUCCCCAAGAAGUACAGCGACAAGCUACCGAAUGGAGCCCCCGGCAGUCCCUCCAAGGAUGGCCGUGGACGCAACGGCAGCCCGGUGCUUCGAAGCUCCCAAAACUUUCCCGUGCGAGGAUCCGGAUCGCCAGAAGUCUUCUCCAGUUCCCCCGAGUCGUCGGACACGGAGCAGAGUCGAUCCUUUCCGGACUCGAUGCCAUCGUCUCCCAUGUACAUCUCCCGAGGCGUGCAUACCCAUACCCUCAAUUACAUCUCCACCAGCCAGCCACAGUCACCAGCCACCUACUCUCUAUUAAGAAGAACAUGCAUUCGCACCCUCUCCUGCGAAGCUCUUCCCUGCGGAAAACCCUCCGGACCACUCAUGUUCGGUGACCCGGUCGCAGGCUAUACCAUCGCAUAUAUAUUCCGCCUCCAGGACCCACGAUCGCGCGGAGCAAAGAGAACAUAUGCUCUCAUUGCAAUGGCCGGUCGGGACGACCGCCGGGCCAGCAGAGCCAUGGUCAAGGUGACCGAGGUCUUUGAGAGCAUCGCGAACUCGAUCGUGGCCCUCGCCGAGAAAGAAUUGGAACGUGAGUCGGCGGCUUCCGUUUCGAGUCUCUCCAGUUCAAGGCCGACCACAGCAGUCCCGAGCACUCCACCUUUUGGCACCUCUGCAUCUUCCAUGCCCAUGUUCCUGUCCCCGCAAAAGGAGAAGGUUCUGCCCUCGUCAGCGAGCACUCCGGCGACCCGCAACAUCACCCCAGUCUCUUCCUUCCUCUCAGCGAAGAAGGUCGACCCGGACGGCUAUCCCCGGGUGAGCCGUGAUGCUAUGCGGCCCAAGACCUUAACCGAGAUCGUGGGAAAUGAGGGCGUCUUCCGUUUGUCCGUGCCGUACGAUAUGGCACUGGCGUAUUUGGAUUGCUGA